UGAUUGUUUACAAAUAAAAACCUCGAAAGCGAAGACGCCGAAAAAUCCCGCAAAAUCGAGAAUAAUAGAAUUAGGAAGAGUUGUAGGAUUUGAGAAGAAGGAGAGAGACAGAGGCAGUAAAGAUAGACAGUGAUACAGCCCAAAAGCCUGUACUAGAAGGAAAAAGCAGAAGAGACAUCGAAAGCGAAAACGCCGAUUUUUUUAACGCAAAUUCCAUCAUCUCUUUCCACAAAAAAUACAAAUUACAGAACUAAAAAGCAAACAGUUUGUGGCAUAACAAGAGUGAAAACAUUAAGAAGAAAUCCCAGGGAAUACAGACGGGAGCGCAGCCUAAAUUCUUAACCAAGAAGAAAGAAAGCAAAGGAGGAAAUCCACCAUGGAUCUCCUGGAUUCUAUCAUGAGCAAGAUGGACAAACCUCCAAGUAUUAAUGAUAAACAGAAGAAGAUGAUGAAAGAGCAACAGAAAGCAGCAGAAGAGGCAAAGAACAAAGAGAGAGAGAGACUGAAUCAGUUCAGGAAACACAUUGAAGAACGAAUAAACAGAUUUAUCCAAAAUGUCACACUAAUGAAAAAGAAGUUUGAGCCCAUGGACAGGGUAGCCAGGAGUAUUGUCCGAGAUGUUGCUGAUGUCGCUGGCCUCACAACGUAUGCUUUUGGGGUAGAGGAUGUUGAUCGCCAUGUGAUGGUGUUUAAAAAGGAAUAUGUACUGACUGAAGAUGAAUUGGAAGCUUACAAGAAUGGCGAAGAGUGGGACCCAGAGAAAGCAAAGGAGGCUGCCAUGCUUAAAGAGCAGCAGCGCAAGGAAGAUGAAGUCAGAGCAAAACAGCUGAAGAAAGACCCCUGCUCAAGCAAGUUCACGGAGAAGUAUGAACGUCUGGUUGGCAAGGAAACAGGGAAGGAUUCUGCAAGAAUUUUGGAAGUCAAUAAACAGUUUGGUUUUGUGCGAAGUGAGUUGAAGAAAGACAAAAGGACAAUAGAGGAAGCUCUUGCAGACAUCCAUGCCAAGAAGCAGAAGCGAGACCACGGAGAUGAAGAGCCACACCAGGGGCACAGUGAGGAGGAGGAGGGCAACGACCCGUAACGAAGUUCUUUCUUAGUUGUGUUGCGUCACCCUCUGUUUUUCACCCAUGGGGUUGUUUCAGAUGUACAUUUCACCAUUUGACAUUUUUUUCCGAUUCACCUUCAAAUAAAUUCUUUGCUUGGAUUAAGUUAGAAACUUAUUAUCAUAUUUAUGUACCAUAUCCCCCAGUUGGUUUGAUAUUUUAAAGUGAUUUUGUGGAUAGUUACCAUUUUGUCUCACUUUACAGUUUGAAGUUUUAGGAAGUAAUUGUACAAGUCACCGUUUGCUUACAGGUUACCAAUUCCUCUUAAUUAUUUUUCCUUCUCCGAGUCUACAAAAUACUUACGACUUUUUUUUUCAAAAUGAUAAUAAUAAUGAUAACGGGUAACGUAGGUUUUAUUAGAAAUGAUGAUACUCAAGAGCAUCCACUUUGCAUGAUUUCAAGGUCUCACUCAUAUGACAUGAUCAUUAAUGCUAAGUUGUCUAUUUCACUUUGCACCAUUCAACAUCAUUUAGAAAUCCAGGUGGUGUGAAGAUAGAUAUAUUUAUUUACCUCACAGUUCAAACACAAAAGGUUGUAGUAGGCAUUGUAAUAUUGUGCAGUUAUUGACACAUUACUGGUUAUAUUGGAGAAUAAGAACUACCUUACCUUUCAGUAUGUUUUGGUUUUUAAUACGAUUAAGUCUUGUCAUCAGUACUUAAUUCUGUAGUAGAAAAAAUGGUUUGGCCAUUACUGGCAUGAAAUGAAGAAUUUUUUUGUGUGUGGCAUUUUUAUGAACUGAUCUUGUGAAAGGUUAUGUUAAAGAGAUUAUAGUUGGAUUGUUGAUUUUACUGUAGAAUGUACAGGGAGUACUGUUCACUUACAAAAAAAUGUAUUGAUCAUUGCCCUUCUUCCUAAAUUGUUAAGUUGAAGAAUAUUUUUUGUAGGAAGAACUAAAACAUGUGUUAGUCUGACAAACAAAAAAAAUAUAUAUUGUUGUAAUGAUUGGGAAACCAGUUGAUUUUAAAUAAA
Molecule: messenger RNA, 2072 nt
Organism: Penaeus monodon (black tiger shrimp)
Lineage: Eukaryota; Metazoa; Arthropoda; Malacostraca; Decapoda; Penaeidae
Product: sperm-associated antigen 7-like
Exons: 6
Coding region: 377-1081 (234 amino acids)
Molecular function (GO): nucleic acid binding
Source: RefSeq, a predicted model, not a curated record